UGGCGAGGCUAGCUGGAAGAUUUUUAACCGAGCAGGAUGUCGUGCCGUCGAGGAGCCGCCGCUGCGAUCUGUGUUGCCCUAUGCUGUGUUGCCCUCGUCGCCGGCGAUUAUCAGCUUCCGGCGGGCGUGAAAACAUGCAAGAAGGACGGGGAUGACUUUUCGUCCUGCUUGAGACUCGCUAUCCAGGAAUCGUGGCCGGUGUUUAUAGCAGGGAUACCGGACUUGGGACUGCCAGCUUUGGACCCUUACUUCGUGGAGACCCAUCUGACGACUUAUGACAGCGGCCAACUGCGCGGAACGCUGCACGCCACCAACGUAAAUACUUAUGGUUUCGCGAAAGCCCGUUUCCUGUCCGUGAAGCCAGAACUGAACAACGAUGUCUUCCGUCUGGAGAUAGACGUCGAGCUGCCGAAGCUCUUGAUCGAGGGCGACUACAAAGCGGACGGAUCUCUGGGCACCUUCCAAAUCGGCGGCAGCGGAACCUUCAAUAUCAGCCUGGACGACGUGAAAACGAACUGGGACAUCACGGGCCACAUCGUCGACGACCACUGGGUCGUCGAACACUUCAGGCUGACGCCGGAAGUUGGCAACUUGAGGCUCUGGUUCAGCGAUCUGUUCAACGGAAACGAGGAAAUGAAUCGCGCUGCGAUGUACUUCGCCAACGAAUACUGGCCGCUGAUAUACCGCGGAAUGUUGCCGAAGCUGAUCGAGUCGUGGGACACGCUUCUGACGGAGUUCGUAAAUCGCUUCUUCUCGAAGAUAGCGUUCUCGUCGGUGUUCCCUUGAGCUGCGCCCAGUCCGUAGUAAAUAAUUAAAAGCGUGUCGAGGUAAGGCUGGGGGAUGGAGAUCGAUAGAUCUUAAGGAGUCGACGCGGAACGUGGAUGGGAACCGAAGGGUCGCGCAACAUACAACGUAAUUUCCGCGCGACGGAAACACCCCACGCGAGGGUACGAGUCGAGCUGUGAUUACGUUUAAACUGUUGCCACCCCCCGGAGCGUCUUGUAACGAAUAUAAAACUGUAAGAUGGUCUGUUGAAAUCGAUCUUGUUGAUAUUACGAUUGUUAUCGAACGAGAUGUAAAUAAACUAAUGCUAAAUACCAA
This is a messenger RNA of Megalopta genalis, 1101 nucleotides long. RefSeq names its product protein takeout. The record is from RefSeq and is a predicted model, not a curated record. Lineage: Eukaryota; Metazoa; Arthropoda; Insecta; Hymenoptera; Halictidae. Gene Ontology annotation, biological process: multicellular organismal reproductive process.